This is a messenger RNA of Momordica charantia (bitter melon), 965 nucleotides long. RefSeq lists its product as uncharacterized. The record is from RefSeq and is a predicted model, not a curated record. NCBI's taxonomy places the organism in Eukaryota, Viridiplantae, Streptophyta, Magnoliopsida, Cucurbitales, Cucurbitaceae.
UUCUCUGUUCUAGAGAGAGAAACCGAAACAAUUCAGAAAAAUGGCUGCCGACGACCUCGAGCUUGCUGUAGAAGAAGCAAUGCCAUGGCUUCCGAGUCAAGUUCUCGACGAGGCUUGCGAUAUCAAGGUGUAUAUGCGGCAACAACAGCAGAAGCCUUACCUCCACCGGCAACGGCGCCAUGAUCGUCCUCUGUCAUCGCCGCCGUCGGAUCAUUUCGCGCUUCCACCGCAUCAGAAAUCGAAGUACGGUAAUGUCUCUGCUCGGCCGCAUCAGAAGCAGAAAUCGGCGGCCAAUUGGACGGCCGGAGGACCUGGAAUGCAAGCGAUUUUCCUCGACUCCGGCCGGCAAUUAGGCGGCACCGGCGUUUUUCUUCCUCGAGGAGCAGCCACUGGUUACCAACCAAACAAGAAGCCAGUUUGUUCCAUCGUUCUUCUCCCUGCUCGUGUUGUUCAAGCUCUUAAUCUCGACGUUCAAGCAUUAGGAUUUCAAAUUUCUCCUCGAAAAGAUCCCAACGGCAACCAAAAGGGUAGAGAGUGCAACUCAACUGUAAAAAACAAGAAGGGCAAAGAUGUAACAUCCACAAAUUGCUCUUUCAUGUCCCAAAAUCAAACCAAUUCAUCCCAAGAGAUAUUUCUUCCCAAGGAAUGGACAUAUUAAGAGAUCCAAAAUAUUCAUAUUUAAAUAAUACCCGGACGUUUAUCGGUUAACACCCAUCUUCAUGUUGACCAUCAUUAAAAAUUGGGUACUCUUUCUGUCUAGACAAAGAAAAUUUUUUUUACAUUCCUCUAUCUUAUUUGUCAAAAAUUUAAUAGUAAUCAACAAGAAAAAUGAGUGCUUACUGUAAGUCGAAGUAUCAUUCUUCAUAUUUUACUCAGGUAUGAAAACUUUCAUGAUGCAAAGUUAGGGCUAACUAGCUCUUCAAAUGCUUUCAUCGUAAUCAUUUGAAUAAUAUGUCAAAAUUGUA